UGGGGGAUCGAUGCGACGGGUCUGCUGGCGAUUCGGGACCCCGCUCUGUGCGGGUUUGCGUUCGGUGUCACGGACACCCUGUCUGGACGCGGGGGCGGGCGGGGGGAAGCCCGUUCGGUGUAGCUGUAGGAAGAGUUCCAAGGGCAGAACUUCCCUAACUGUUCUCUUCAGGCAACAGAAAUGGAAAAGUUCUGUCUCCACUCAAGCAAAAAUGCCUCCUUGUGAUUUUGUACCUGAAAAAUACAAAUCCUAUCCAUAUGAACGUAUGCGGAAGAUUCGGGAACAUAAUAUUGCUCCUUCACUGCGAACGUAUUACAAGAAGCCAUUGUUGCUGCAUCAAGGGCAUAUGCAGUGGUUGUUUGAUUAUGAAGGACGAAGAUACCUUGAUCUCUUCGCUGGAAUUGUCACAGUCAGUGUUGGUCACUGUCACCCGAAGGUAACUAUGGCUACCCAGAAACAGCUUGCUCGCCUGUGGCACACCACUAAUAUCUACAUGCACCCAUCAAUCCACGAGUAUGCUGAAAAGCUGACUUCCCUUUUUCCAGAUCCACUGAAGGUGGUUUAUCUGACCAACAGCGGGUCGGAGGCCAAUGAUUUAGCCAUGUUCAUGGCAAGGCUACACACCCGUAACUUCGACAUCAUCUCUCUCAGAGGAGCCUACCACGGAGGCAGCCCUUACACACUGGGUUUGACAUCUGUUGGUUCUUAUAAGCAUGGUGUUGCCAAUGGCUUUGGCUGUACAACAACAAUGUUACCGGAUGUUUUUCGUGGUCCGUGGGGAGGCAGCCAUUGUAGAGAUUCUCCAGUGCAAACUGUUCGAAAAUGCAGCUGUCCUGAAGGUGCAUGUCAUGCAAAAGACCAGUACAUUGAACAGUUCAAAGAUACUCUCAACACUUCAGUGCCUAAGACAGUGGCUGGAUUUAUUGCUGAACCAAUUCAAGGUGUUAAUGGAGCUGUUCAGUACCCAAGAAAUUUCUUAAAGGAAGCUUAUCGACUGAUACGGGAAAGAGGGGGCAUUUGUAUUGCAGAUGAAGUACAGACAGGAUUUGGACGGACAGGUAGCCAUUUCUGGGGAUUCCAAACACAUGAUGUAGUCCCUGAUAUGGUUACUUUGGCAAAAGGAAUUGGUAAUGGCUUCCCAAUGGCAGCUGUUGUUACAACCAAAGAGAUUGCAGAUUCCUUGGCUCAAAACCUUCACUUUAAUACAUUUGGAGGAAGCCCUGUGGCCUGUGUAGUUGGAGCUGCAGUUCUUGAUGCUAUUGAAGAAGAUGGUCUACAAAAGAACAGUGAGGAUGUGGGAACAUACAUGCUACUGGAGCUGGCUAAAAUACGGGAUGAAUUCGAGAUUGUUGGAGAUGUUCGUGGCAAGGGACUUAUGAUUGGUGUAGAAAUGGUGACAGAUAAGGACAGUCGCUGCCCGCUUCCAGCUGAAGAAGUUGGUCAGAUCUGGGAGGACUGUAAAGACAUGGGGGUUCUGAUCGGCAGAGGAGGGCUCUACAAUCAGACAUUGAGAAUCAAGCCCCCUAUGUGCAUUACUAAAAACGAUGUCGACUUUGCUGUGGAAGUAUUCCGUACUGCUUUACAGAGACACAUGGAAAAAGCAGCUGCAAAGUAGACUUGAUUUGUUUCCUUGCCUAGC
Molecule: messenger RNA, 1639 nt
Organism: Empidonax traillii (willow flycatcher)
Lineage: Eukaryota; Metazoa; Chordata; Aves; Passeriformes; Tyrannidae
Gene: AGXT2
Product: alanine--glyoxylate aminotransferase 2
Exons: 15
Coding region: 11-1615 (534 amino acids)
Biological process (GO): glyoxylate catabolic process
Cellular component (GO): mitochondrion
Molecular function (GO): pyridoxal phosphate binding; L-alanine:glyoxylate transaminase activity
Source: RefSeq, a predicted model, not a curated record